AUGGCAUUACUCGAUCCUUCAAAUCGUUCACUCAAUGUGCCCGAAUUUCCAGCACGUAAUGGGCCACAACGACUUGCAGCCGCAGCGACAAAGCAACCUCGAGGACGACAGAAAGUAAUGCUCGAACCAGGACACUCGCCGCUGGACUGGGCACGAUUGAAAAGCUCGGGCAAAGAUCUUCGAGGAGUCAGUCAGCUGGGCAAAUACACACUGGAGGAUCUGAAACAGCACAAUACGAUGGAGGACGCUUGGACGGCUAUCCAAGGCAAAGUUUACAAUAUGACGCCGUACAUGAAGUUCCAUCCCGGCGGUGUCAAGGAUUUGAUGCGUGUGGCUGGUCGUGAUGGCACCAAACUGUUUAUGCUGACGCAUUCGUGGGUCAAUGCCGAGUUUAUGCUGGAUGCAUGUUUUGUGGGCUUCCUCGUACAGUCCUCCUAA
Molecule: messenger RNA, 438 nt
Organism: Zychaea mexicana
Lineage: Eukaryota; Fungi; Mucoromycota; Mucoromycetes; Mucorales; Lichtheimiaceae
Product: cytochrome b5-like heme/steroid binding domain-containing protein
Exons: 3
Coding region: 1-438 (145 amino acids)
Molecular function (GO): heme binding
Source: RefSeq, a predicted model, not a curated record